AUGGCUACUGCCUCGGCAACAACACAACGACAGCAACACGAUAUCGACUCUACGCAACAAAAAUCUGCCCUUCACCUCGCCGAUACCUCCAUGGAACUGGUCACAGAGUCCUCGACCUCAGUCCCUGAAGGCUACCUCUCCGAAGAAGAACGUUCCAACCUCAUGGAUAAAAUCUACAAUAACCUGCUGGACGGCGCACGGAUAGACAUCCUCUCUAAACUCCCCUACGAGAUGGCCACCCAUGUCCUCCACUUUAUCGACAUGCCCAACCUGGCCAAGGUCGCCUCCAUCUCUAAGGCCUGGAAUGUCCUCACAAAAGACAACGCAGUCUGGAAGAACGUAUUUCUUCACCAACGGCAGUGGCGCAUCAGGACCCCCAGUCGAAAGUCGGCCCCCAACACCGCCGCCACCAUUGACCCCGAACAAGCACCAUCGAAGCUGGCAGCAGGUGGGCCAACAGGAGGAGUAUCAACGGGGUCUAUCAUCAAGACUCCACUGGAUUGGAAGGAGCUCUGUCGUAACCGCAAGGCACUCGAAGCGCGAUGGACAACGGUCCCAGCAAAGACAAAGCUCCAUGGCCAUGAUGACAGCGUCUACUGUAUCCAGUUCGACAACACCAAGAUUGUGACAGGAUCAAGGGAUCGGACCAUCAAGUUUUGGGACUUUCAGACCUUGAAAUGCACCGACACCCUCAAGGGCCACUCCCAGUCGGUCCUCUGCCUCCAGUUCAAUGAAAAGAUGAUGGUCUCUGGAUCGUCCGAUAAUACUAUCAUUGUUUGGGACAUGGAGACCCAUCAGCCCAUCUCGCGACUCCACGGCCACUCUGCUGGUGUGCUCGAUGUCUGCUUCGACGACCAAUAUAUCAUCAGUUGCUCCAAGGAUACAACGAUCAAGGUGUGGGAUGUCCGGACGAUGGCUCUCAUCAAGACUAUGACAGGCCACCGUGGACCCGUCAAUGCAGUCCAGCUGCAUCAGGGCCAAGUCGUCUCGGCAUCAGGAGAUGCAUUGGUCAAGCUAUGGGAUGUUGCAUCAGGAGUCUGUAAACGGGACUUUAUUGGACACGAGCGUGGAUUGGCCUGUGUGCAGUUUGACGGCAAGACGAUUGUCUCUGGAUCGAACGACAAGACCAUCCGGAUAUGGGACGUUGCCUCGGGAAGAUGCAUCAAGGUCUUGACAGGACACGAAAAUCUGGUCCGGACGCUGCACUUUGACCAGAACCGGAUUGUGAGCGGGAGCUAUGACUAUACCGUGAAGGUCUGGGACAUGACGACGGGCGAAUGCAUACUAGAUCUUGACAAGGGACAUGUCAGCUGGGUCUUUGAUGUCCAGUUCUCGAGCAGUCGGAUCAUUAGGUAA
Messenger RNA from Linnemannia hyalina, 1356 nucleotides. NCBI's taxonomy places the organism in Eukaryota, Fungi, Mortierellomycota, Mortierellomycetes, Mortierellales, Mortierellaceae. The record is from the annotation of a GenBank genome assembly.